CGCUCCGUCCGUGCUCUUCUGUACUUUUUUGAUCUCCCUCUCUCCCUUGAUUCCAAAAGCAAUGGCGCCUAAGAGAAUCGGAGCCGGCGGUGGAGAUUCGAGCAUCUUGGCGAAGAUUGCAAACUCGGGCAUCGUGUCUCAUGGAAGAAGCGCCGCGUGCGACGCCGUUCACGUGUCGAAGAAGCUGUUAAAGAGCACCGGGAAGGCGGCGUGGAUCGCCGGUACGACGCUUCUGAUCCUCGUCGUGCCUUUGGUCAUAGAGAUGGAUCGAGAGCAGCUACUAAACGAGAUGGAGUUUCAGCAGACCAGCCUUCUCGGAACUCCACCACCGGCUGGUGGGAUGCCGAUGUACUAAAAAGUAUCUUGAGAAACCCUAAUUCGUCGAUCAUAUCAUUAUUUCGAUUUUGGUAUGUUCAUGCUUUUUUUUUUCUUUCUUGUGCUAUUCCGAUUAGAAACUGAGUAAGGGAUUUUUUUCUCUUGUGUUUGAGCAUCGUUCUUAGAAUUUGUUUGGCAAUUUAUGGCUUGAGCACUAUAUAAAAAAAAAAACAGAGCUUUUCUUGUCGAAGUGAUUAUAUUUAUGCAAUAAGUGAUGCUAA
Messenger RNA from Camelina sativa (false flax), 596 nucleotides. Its product is annotated as mitochondrial import receptor subunit TOM9-1. Gene Ontology annotation, cellular component: mitochondrial outer membrane. The record is from RefSeq and is a predicted model, not a curated record. NCBI's taxonomy places the organism in Eukaryota, Viridiplantae, Streptophyta, Magnoliopsida, Brassicales, Brassicaceae. Gene Ontology annotation, biological process: intracellular protein transport.